AUGUAUUGGUUUAACCUAUACAUUGUAGUUAAUGAAAAUUUAAUCUGUUCUCCCUUUUCGGUCUUAUUACCCUUCGAGGGUGUCGUUCAGAUUCAUAUGAAUCUGAACGAAUCUUUUCUUCCUUGGGUGCUACUCCUGCUAAUCACCUUAAGUCACUAUGACCUUUUUCUAAGGUUACUUGCAUUAAAAUCUAUCAUGUGA
Messenger RNA from Plenodomus lingam JN3, 201 nucleotides. The record is from RefSeq and is a predicted model, not a curated record. NCBI's taxonomy places the organism in Eukaryota, Fungi, Ascomycota, Dothideomycetes, Pleosporales, Leptosphaeriaceae.